Molecule: messenger RNA, 1887 nt
Organism: Prosopis cineraria
Lineage: Eukaryota; Viridiplantae; Streptophyta; Magnoliopsida; Fabales; Fabaceae
Product: polypyrimidine tract-binding protein homolog 3-like
Exons: 15
Coding region: 116-1447 (443 amino acids)
Biological process (GO): regulation of RNA splicing; mRNA processing
Cellular component (GO): nucleus
Molecular function (GO): mRNA binding
Source: RefSeq, a predicted model, not a curated record
GCUUCCCCCGCUCCCCCCCCCCCACCUUUCUUCUCUCUCUCCUCCCCCUUCCCUCUUCUUUCAGGCAAGCUCUCUCCCUCUUCAAUACUGGACGGAUGUUUUGUGCUGAUUUACAAUGACAGAACCUUCCAAGGUCAUUCACGUCCGAAACGUGGGGCAUGAAGUAUCCGAAAAUGAUUUGCUUACACUAUUUCAGCCUUUUGGAGUGAUAACAAAACUGGUGAUGCUGCGUGCAAAAAAUCAGGCUCUUCUCCAAAUGCAAGAUAUUGCUUCUGCAGUUAAUGCUUUACAGUUUUAUUCUAAUGUUCAGCCAAGCGUAAGGGGGAGGAAUGUUUAUAUCCAAUUUUCCUCACAUCAAGAACUAACUACUGUUGAUCAAAGUCAAGGACGAGGAGAUGAGCCAAAUCGAAUUCUCUUGGUCACAAUUCAUCACAUGCUCUAUCCUAUAACGGUGGAUGUUCUGAAUCAAGUGUUUUCUCCGCAUGGAUAUGUUGAAAAAGUUGUGACAUUUCAGAAAUCAGCUGGCUUUCAGGCUCUGGUUCAGUAUCAAACACGUCAGAGUGCUGUGGUAGCUAGAAGCACACUUCAGGGGCGUAAUAUUUAUGAUGGUUGCUGUCAGCUGGACAUUCAGUUCUCAAACCUUGAUGAAUUACAAGUGAACUACAACAAUGAUCGUUCAAGGGACUUCACAAACCCAAACCUUCCUUCUGAGCAGAAAGGAAGAUCUUCACAACCUGGGUAUGGUGAUGCAGGAGGCAUGUAUGCUGUUCAAGGUUCUGGAGCAAGGGCAGUUGGGUUUUCCCAGAUGGCUAAUGCUGCAGCCAUUGCAGCUGCCUUUGGGAACGGUUUGCCUCCUGGAAUUACUGGGACAAAUGAGAGGUGUACAAUUCUGGUCUCAAAUCUUAAUCCUGAUAGAAUAGAUGAGGAUAAACUCUUCAACUUGUUCUCCCUUUAUGGCAACAUUGUGAGAAUUAAACUUUUGCGAAAUAAACCAGAUCAUGCACUUAUCCAGAUGGGGGAUGGAUUCCAGGCUGAAUUGGCAGUACACUUCCUGAAGGGUGCCAUGCUAUUCGGGAAGCAAUUAGAGGUCAACUUUUCAAAGCAUCCAAUCAUAACCCAAGGUCCUGACACACACGAGUACGUAAAUUCAAAUCUCAAUCGUUUCAAUCGUAAUGCUGCAAAAAACUACCGGUAUUGCUGCUCCCCAACAAGGAUGAUCCACUUGUCCACUCUCCCUCAAGACGUCACAGAAGAGGAGAUUGUGAACUUGGUGGAGGAGCAUGGGACUAUUGUGAACAGCAAAGUCUUUGAGAUGAAUGGGAAAAAGCAGGCUCUGGUUCAGUUUGAGACUGAAGAACAGGCUACUGAAGCACUUGUCUGCAAGCAUGCAACCUCACUUUCUGGCUCGAUAAUUCGGAUUUCCUUUUCACAGCUACAGAACAUAUGACCAAUUUCAUGCAAAUCAAGGGCAAGUGUUGUUUGCCAUAGUGUAGGGAGAAAACAAAGACUUGGAAUUUGGGGAAGAUAAUUUAUAUGCAGAUGAUGGUCAUCUUUUUCCUGUAUGGUCGCUUUGCUUUCUUUUCAACUUGUAAGACCUGCACUUCGAUUUUUUCUCCUUUUUUCUCCUAUUUAUUUGCCUUCUCUUCAUUAAUGCCUCUACUAGUUCUUAUAGGUUGCUUGCUAACAUCAUAGUGUAGGGGUUAGAUUUGUGGUUGCAAGUAGAAAUGGGAAAUCAUUACGUCCUUCAAGUUGAAGGAUUGGAUUUUCAAUUUUGUUUUGUUUUUUUUUUUCUCGGUUGAAAUCUGUGCUGUAUAUGUUCCUAUAAUUCUGGAUAAUCGGGCCAUUCUGUUUGUAUUCUCAAUCCAUAACAUUUAUUUUAAUUUUUAA